Molecule: messenger RNA, 397 nt
Organism: Suillus discolor
Lineage: Eukaryota; Fungi; Basidiomycota; Agaricomycetes; Boletales; Suillaceae
Exons: 2
Coding region: 85-324 (79 amino acids)
Source: RefSeq, a predicted model, not a curated record
AAUUCCUCGUAUUCAAAAGUUUGUAGGCAAACUUUUUUUUCGCUUUUGUCUAGAGUCGCUGUCUCUCCAGACAAUCAUAUUGUGAUGACUUCCAAACGAUCACCGCCAUCUGCUGAGCCAGUGGUUGCUAGAUCACUGUGGCAAUCAUACAAAGCUCUUCCGGCCCGAACUCGACUAUACAUCUCAAUGGCUGUGUGCUCGGUGGGCGCAGUAGGAAUUUAUGUGUCCGACUAUUUGGAAAAGAAGUACCCAGUGGCGUCGCCAAGGACCCCGCCUACCCAUGUCGCGUCCCCACCGUCCCGGAACGCGGCAGGUACAGCAUGAACAGUCAUACAAAACGAUUGGGUGGAUAUUGAAUGUGAUAGUCGCUAAUCGUGGCGCGAAUUGAAAUUAAUUG